This is a messenger RNA of Salpingoeca rosetta, 1462 nucleotides long. RefSeq lists its product as uncharacterized. The record is from RefSeq and is a predicted model, not a curated record. Gene Ontology annotation, biological process: protein O-linked glycosylation via mannose. The transcript is spliced from 10 exons. Lineage: Eukaryota; Choanoflagellata; Craspedida; Salpingoecidae. Gene Ontology annotation, cellular component: endoplasmic reticulum; membrane. The coding region runs from base 8 to 1462 and encodes 484 amino acids. Gene Ontology annotation, molecular function: dolichyl-phosphate-mannose-protein mannosyltransferase activity.
AUCGCCAAUGCCGCAGCAGACCAAACGAACAGCAGCAAAACGUGUAGGCAGGUUUUGUGUGCGCUGGCUGACGCGGAGAAACGGAUGGAAGAAAGAGCUCACGGCAGUGAUGAUGGACGGCAGGAAGGGAGGGUUGAGGCGGAGGAAAGGCGAAGGCGAGCCUGGCGGUGAGGAGCAGGUGGAGAAGGAGGAAGAGCACAGACGGCAAAGACGGCAAGUGGAGGAGGAGGAGGGUAAGGAUGCUGCUGACACUGUAGCAGCGGUGAAGCAGCAGCCGCACGGCUGGAGCGGUCUGCUGCUGGUCACUGGGAUCGCCCUCCUGCUGCGCCUCGCAUUCAUCUCCCACCCAUCCUCGGUCGUGUGGGACGAGACGCACUUUGGCGGAUUCACAGCAAACUACAUCCAGGGCACGUACUUCUUGGACGUCCACCCACCCUUGGCAAAGCUGCUGCUUGCGUUUGUCGCCAAGCUGUCUGGGUUCGACGGCACCUUCCACUUUGACACCAUCGGCGCAGAAUACCCGGCAUCAGUUCCCUUUGUUGCGUUGCGCAUGCUGUCUGUCGUCUUUGGCACAGCGACCGUUGCCACCAUCCAUCAGAUUGUGCGUGCGCUUGGCUGCGGUGAGCGGGCUGCGGUUCUGGCGGGCGUGCUCGUAUCCGUUGACGCUGCAGCGCUGAUUGUCUCGCGCAUCAUCGUCUUGGACGCCCAGCUCGUCUUCUUCUGCGCAUUUUCUCUUCUGUGCGCCAUUCACGUCCGCAACACAACACGGACUGCUCCGUUUUCGCGGCGGUGGUGGUGCUGGCUGCUGUUGCUGGGCGCGAGUCUUGGCGCCGUGUGCAGUGUCAAGCUCGUUGGCCUCUUCACAUUCGCCACCGUCGGUUGCAUCACUGCACGCGACCUGUGGGAUCUCUGGGGCGCGCGUGAACCACUGUCAACCAUGGCCUACCACGUGCUCGCACGCGUGGUGGUGCUGAUUGCACUCCCUAUCGCAAUCUUCCUUGGAUGCUACUGGCUCCACUUCUUCCUCCUGCCCAACACGGGACCAGGCGCCGGGUUUAUGAGCAGCGAGUUCCGGUCGACGCUCGCUGGAGACCGACAGCCGCUCGUUGUCUCUGUUCCCCGCGAUGUGGCACACGAAUCCAUCAUCAGUCUCAGGCACGCGCACAACACGCCAUCGUGCUGGUUGCACUCGCAUGCGUUUCGCUACCCGCCAUACCCGAAGGAGGGCAGCGACCUCGUCUCGAGCCAGAUGCAGCAGGUGACGUGCUAUCCGCAUGCAAACGAUCGGAACAACCUGUGGCGUGUCACCAUCCUCAACAGCACGCUCACGUUCGACAAUGAGUAUGACGACAACGGCGAUGACGAUGGCGAUGAUGAUGGUGAUGCAAACGUACGAUACUUGCAACACGGAGAUGUGAUUGUGCUUACACACAUCGACACAGGACACCCACUGCACAGGUAA